GAAGCAAGUAGAGAGUAAGACCCUUAUGUGGGAGGAGGCAAGGUGUGGGAAUGGUAGCAGUCUCAAGGAAGCAAAGCGAAACAAACAGGUGGAAUGAGCUGGAACCACAAGUUCGUCAUCCCCCGGCUUUGCUUCUUCACUCAGAGGUGGUGUUGCUAGGUGGCUAAGAAUGUGACUUCUAGGGUGACAUGAUGGUGCGUGCUCACUUGGGAGGUUGAGGGAGGAAGAUUGCUACAAGUCUGAGGACAGUUUGAACUAUGUAGUGAGUUCCAGACCAGAUGGGGUUACACUGCAAGACCCUGUCUCAACAGCCAAACAAUAGAAGGUUUGAAUCCCUGCUCAGCCACUCACCAGCCGUGUGACCUCGGUUAAUGUUAUAUAACCUUUCUUUGCCUCAGUUUCCAUAUCUGUGAAAGAAAGAUGAUAAUCAUAGUGUUCUACCUCACGGAGUUAUUUAGAGAGUAAGUGAGAUAAUAGAUGGAACACAAAUGAGGCAGAGUCCUGAGAACACUGUCUGGCCCAAAUUAAGCACUUCAUGUUUGUGUGUUAUUCUUAGCUACUGAGUGGCGUCCUCUGCCAGUUUGGUGGCUCCCAACACCUCUUACUUCCCUCUCUGCCCACCAGUGAGCCAAUGUGUCCCCAUGACAGAAACCAUAAACCCACCCUUUCUGAGAAAAAUCUUCAUUUGUUCAGGUCUGUGUUAUAGAUGUUGGGUUUGGAGUAAUUUCAGUUGGGCUAUUGGGAGUGAUUGUUGGGGGACAGAUAGGAAUAGCAAACACUACGUCAGAUACAGCUCUCAGCACUCUGUGGACAUUAAGUCAUCUUUGAACCCUAGGUUUCCCCUAAACACUAAUACCUGUGGCUUCCAUGCCCAGACCAGGUGGACAAUGGAGUUUGGUCAGAAGAGGAGGAACCUUGGAGUGGUGAAAAGUCUUGAGGGGAGGACUUGAAGAGGUGCCUCUCCAUUAUCUUGGUUCCGGGGCCUGGAGGGUGAUGCGGUGGCUGCAGAGCUUGGGCUGGACUUUCAGCGAUUCCUGACCUUGAACCGGACCUUACUUGUGGCCGCCCGGGAUCACGUUUUCUCCUUCGAUCUUCAAGCCCAAGAAGAAGGGGAGGGGCUGGUGCCCAACAAGUUUCUGACAUGGAGGAGCCAAGAUAUGGAGAAUUGUGCUGUUCGGGGGAAGCUGACGGACGAAUGCUACAAUUACAUCCGUGUUCUUGUUCCCUGGGACUCGCAGACACUCCUUGCCUGUGGAACAAACUCAUUCAGCCCCAUGUGCCGCAGCUACAGGAUAACAUCACUGCAGCAGGAGGGUGAGGAGCUGAGUGGGCAAGCUCGGUGCCCCUUUGAUGCCACCCAGUCCAAUGUGGCCAUAUUUGCAGAGGGCAGUUUGUACUCAGCCACAGCAGCAGACUUCCAGGCCAGUGACGCUGUGGUCUACAGGAGCCUUGGACCUCAGCCCCCGCUCCGUUCUGCCAAGUAUGACUCCAAGUGGCUGCGAGAGCCACACUUUGUCUAUGCUUUGGAACAUGGAGACCACGUCUACUUCUUCUUCCGGGAGGUUUCUGUGGAAGAUGCUCGCCUGGGGAGGGUACAGUUUUCCCGGGUAGCCCGGGUGUGCAAACGUGACAUGGGUGGCUCUCCUCGGGCCUUGGAUCGCCACUGGACGUCCUUCCUCAAGCUGAGGCUCAACUGCUCUGUCCCUGGGGACUCCACCUUCUACUUUGACGUCUUACAGGCCUUAACUGGGCCUGUGAAUCUGCAUGGCCGCUCUGCUCUCUUUGGGGUCUUCACUACUCAGACCAACAGCAUUCCUGGGUCUGCAGUCUGCGCCUUCUACCUGGAUGAUAUUGAACGUGGGUUUGAGGGCAAGUUCAAGGAGCAGAGGAGUCUGGAUGGGGCCUGGACUCCUGUGUCUGAGGACAGGGUCCCCUCACCCAGGCCAGGGUCCUGUGCAGGUGUGGGUGGAGCUGCCUUUUUCUCCUCCUCUCAAGACCUACCUGACGAUGUCCUGCUCUUCAUCAAGGCACACCCACUGCUGGAUCCCGCUGUGCCACCUGCCACCCAUCAACCCCUCCUCACUCUCACCAGCAGGGCUCUACUGACCCAGGUAGCUGUGGACGGCAUGGCCGGGCCCCACAGAAACACCACAGUCCUGUUUCUUGGCUCCUCUGAUGGGACAGUACUGAAGGUGCUGCCUCCAGGGGGACAGUCUCUGGAACAUGAGCCUGUCAUAUUGGAAGAGAUCAAUGCCUACAGCCCUGCCCGGUGCAGUGGGAAGCGCUCAGCCCAAGCUGCAAGACGGAUCAUAGGGCUGGAGCUGGACACUGAGGGUCACAGGCUUUUUGUGGCCUUUCCUGGAUGUAUUGUCUACCUCCCUCUCAGCCGCUGUGCCCGCCAUGGGGCCUGUCAGAGGAGCUGUCUGGCUUCCCAGGACCCGUACUGCGGAUGGCAUCGACUCAGAGGCUGUGUGAAUAUCAGGGGAUCUGGCUGGACCGAUGCUGAUCUGACUGGGAACCAGGAAUCCAUGGAGCAUGGUGAUUGCCAAGAUGGCGCAACCGGAAGUCAGUCUGGCCCUGGAGAUUCUGCUUAUGUGCUUCUGGGUUCUGGCCCUUCCCCUGAGACCCCCAGUUCCCCCAGAGAUGCCCACCCAGGGCCCCAGUCUUCUACUCUUGGAGCUCACACGCAGGGCGUGCGCACAGACCUCCCCCAAGCCUCAGCCUACCGCUCCAUCCCCAUCCCACUCCUCCUGGCCUGUGUGGCGGCAGCCUUCGCCCUGGGCGCCUCCGUCUCCGGCCUCUUGGUGUCCUGCGCUUGUCGUCGCGCGAAUCGCCCUCGGAGCAAGGACAUCGAGACCCCGGGGCUGCCGCGUCCUCUCUCCCUCCGCAGUCUGGCCCGGCUGCACGGUGGCGGUCCUGAGCCCCCGCCUCCGCCCAAGGAUGGAGACGGAGCGCAGACGCCCCAGCUCUACACGACCUUCCUGCCCCCGCCCGAGGGUGGGCCCCCGCCGGAGCUGGCCUGCCUGCCCACCCCGGAGUCCACGCCCGAGCUGCCGGUGAAGCACCUCCGCGCCUCCGGGGGACCCUGGGAGUGGAACCAGAACGGGAACAACGCUUCCGAGGGCCCGGGCCGCCCUCGGGGCUGCAGUGCGGCGGGCGGGUCGGCGCCCCGCGUGCUGGUGAGGCCCCCGCCUCCCGGCUGCCCGGGGCAGGCGGUGGAGGUGACGACGCUGGAGGAACUGCUGCGCUACCUGCACGGCCCGCAGCCGCCCAGGAAGGGCGCCGAGCCGCCGCCCCCCGCCCCGUUCCCCGCGAGGCCGCCCGCCCCGGAGCCCGGCGCCGCCCUGUUCGCGGACUCCAGCCCGCUGCCGCGGGACUGCGUGCCGCCGCUGAGGCUCGACGUGCCGCCCGGAGGCAGGCGCGCAACCCCCGGCGGACGGCCCGCCCUGUCGGCCCCCGCCCCGCGCCUGGGCGUCGGCGUCGGCCGCAGACUGCCCUUCCCCACGCACCGCGCGCCGCCCGCUCUGCUCACGCGGGUCCCCUCGGGAGGCCACGCCAGGUACUCCGGGGGGCCCGGGAGGCAUCUCCUGUACCUCGGCCGGCCCGACGGCUGCCGCGGCCGCUCCCUCAAGAGGGUGGACGUCAAGUCUCCGCCGUCGCCCAAGCCGGCCCUCGCCGCCCCGCCGCCGCCCGCGCCGCACGGCGGCCAGUUCAACUUCUGACGGCAGCCGCGGGCGCCCGUAGAGACUGGAGGCCGCCGGCCCGCCCGGACCCCCGGAGUCUCCCGGGGCCCCCCUCUCGCCCCGGUUUAUUUAUUGACUGUAUUUCCCCCUGGCCCGGAGAGGGGGGCGAGGAGCUCGCCGCCCGGAGCGCCAGCACUUCGGGGGAGCUGGCUGCCCCCCGCUCCCCGCCCCCUUCCAGCCACGCUGCCUUAACUCGCCGCUCCGGGCUCCCGCGGACUGGGCCCCGGGCGGGCCGGCCGGGGCUGGAGCCGCGCGCUGUGUACAGAGUCCUCGGGCCUCGUGGGGCCGGGACGUGCCUCCUCCUACUGUGUAGGAGCCCCCAACACCCCGUCUUCCCAAUACAGCCGUGUCCCCCCACCCCCAGCCGCUGCCUGACUUUCCUCGCGGUGCGGGAGGGGGAGGAGGGCGGGCCCGCCCGGCCCCUCUGGGUGCCCGCGCCCCUGAAUGUCUGCCUUCACCUCACCUCGGGCCCCCAAGUCUCUCCGGAGUAAUUGGCUUGGCGGCUGUCCCACCGGGGUUAAUCAGGAAAGGUUUCCUGAAGGAAGGAGGCAGGCGACCUGGUGGGGGUGGGGGGUGAGCCAGGGCCCAGGAGAGUAGCGGGGUACAGACGGGGGGCGCUGGGGAAAGGCACUCGGCACGUUUCUGAAUAGAGGUCAGGCACCUUUUUACGGCUUACGCUGUGGGGUGGGGGAGGGAACUUUUGGAAAAAUAAAACGAAGCUGCUGCGUGAUUUGAAUUUCACAUCAGCAAAUCUUGUCCUCAAAGAGAAAACUGGGCUUGGAAGGGUUUGCGUUGCUUGAGCCUUAGGAUGCAAAACAAAACAAAAACCCGCAGAAGAGCCCUGUGAGAGGCAGGGGUGUGCCCCAGCAACUGGUUCCCUCAAGGGCCGUUCCAGCUGCUAGCUAGAGCGACUGCUCGCUGUGGCCCUCGCGAUGCUCCUUUACUCUGGCUGCAGAUACUUGUGAGGUAUCCUGGGUACCAAAGGGAGGGAUGGCCCGGAACGCUUCUCCCACCCACCACCCUGGCGCUAGGACCACUUAAAGCCUCCCGUGGGUGCUGGCUGCGCUGGAGGAUUUGCUGGAAUCUGGCAGGCGCGUGGCGGCAGCAUCCGCCCUGCUCCAGCGCCAGGCCGGUUCGCGUUGGCGCCUCCCAGAGGCCCGACCAAGCCCUACAGCUGAAUAAGCCGCCAGUUCUCUGGUGGAGAGGAGGGGAAACUGCUGAGAACAGUUUCGGCCAAAUAGUUCCGGAGUGUAUUGUUUACCCUUGAGACUAUAACUCUGCCUUAAGCCUCCUUUCUCAUCUGCAAUAACACUGUCGAGAGGCUCAAGUACUAUCAUGUGCAAACGCUUUGUGAAAGAGAAACCGGGAAACGGCGGUUCCUCCUGUGUCACUCGUUUAAGCCCUGUAUGCCAGAGUCUGUAGUCUGCUUUUCCUAGACAA
Messenger RNA from Meriones unguiculatus (Mongolian gerbil), 5183 nucleotides. RefSeq names its product semaphorin 6C (gene Sema6c). Lineage: Eukaryota; Metazoa; Chordata; Mammalia; Rodentia; Muridae. Bases 1158 to 3722 code for a protein of 854 amino acids. Gene Ontology annotation, biological process: positive regulation of cell migration; neural crest cell migration; negative regulation of axon extension involved in axon guidance. Gene Ontology annotation, molecular function: semaphorin receptor binding; chemorepellent activity. The record is from RefSeq and is a predicted model, not a curated record. The transcript is spliced from 18 exons.